Messenger RNA from Cryphonectria parasitica EP155, 3002 nucleotides. RefSeq lists its product as uncharacterized. The record is from RefSeq and is a predicted model, not a curated record. Gene Ontology annotation, biological process: DNA-templated transcription; regulation of DNA-templated transcription. The transcript is spliced from 8 exons. Gene Ontology annotation, molecular function: DNA-binding transcription factor activity, RNA polymerase II-specific; zinc ion binding; DNA binding. Lineage: Eukaryota; Fungi; Ascomycota; Sordariomycetes; Diaporthales; Cryphonectriaceae. Bases 393 to 2855 code for a protein of 820 amino acids.
GUCAGCUGCAGUGCAAGCUCACCCAGAGACGUUGGCAUUCCCAAUACCUCAUCGCACAUCGCUAAUGCUUUUCAAGCCAAGACUCGUUCACAGGCGUUGGAUUUUGGCUUCCGGGGUUUCGAGGCAGGCCCACCUCUACUACGCCCUUACUGCCGAUCCACUAGCCACGAGGGGGGACCCCGAAACUCAACUGUUAGAUCCACAGAGGCUGGUGUCUGCUUAUCUGCGCCCUGGGCCGUGGGCCGUGUGGGUUUGUUGGGUGAUAAGCUCCGAGUAAGGUAGGGUAGUAGCACAGUGGAUGGAGUAAUGUUGACCAACUCGGCACGACGAGGGAGAUCCUCCGCCCCUACCACGACGACGCCUCGAGCAGUCACCGUCUCUCAACUGGGCAAAUGGCUUCCAUCACGGUCUCUGACGCCAAGCGGCUGUCACCAGCGGCGGAAGAAGAAGGAGGAGAACAGCGACAGCGACAGCGACAUGACGCCUCGGAUGGGAUAGCCGCUGUAGCCCCGCAACCGAAGCGGCGCCGAGUUGCUGACGAUGCGAGGGUCCGCUCAGCAAAGGCGUGCCAACGAUGUCGACGAUUGAAGGAGAAGUGCGAUGGGCUCCAACCCUGUGCGCGAUGUCAGCGUUCGGGGCGAGAUUGCUGUUUCGCCCCCACUGCCCAGCCAGGGACGUUGGGCAACGUCGAUCGUGAUGGUGCUGCCCUGGUCACCGUAGGCAGUGCCAGGUCAGAAGCCCGAUCAGAAGAGAGGAUCAAGUGUCUGGAGCGUCUCGUUCAGCAUCUGCUCGGGGAUAUACCCAUGGAUCUGAACAACCUCCGCCGCAUGGCAGAGAAAGCCAGCCAGAGGUCAGGCACGGGAAGCGAUGUGAGCAGUGCCAGAGGCGGUGUGGAGGACCUUGACGACUUGACCCUGGAAGAUGAGAACUUCACUGUCAAGACGCUGUCCCAGAGCACGGCCCAUUACUCGGGAGAAUUUUCGCACUGGAAUUUCUCACAAAGAUUGAGGCGUAGGCUCAGUCAAUGUAUGGACUCGGACGUCGCCGUUCCGACCACCAAGAAAGAACUACGGACGAACAUGAGGAUUCUCGAGUACUGGAGAGCCACACAGCUCCAGUCGCCAAAGACGCUGGUCCAGAGCGUGCUGGGCUGCCUGCCCCCCCGUGCAGUCUCCAGUUUUCUCGUGCAGAUUUAUUUCCAGUUCGCACAGGUCAAUUGCUUCUACGCCGAGGAAUCGUGGGUGCAGAAGAAAUUAGAGUUUGUCUAUGAGGCGCCAGGUCAUGUCACCAGCGAGGACUCAGCAUGGGUUUGCUCGGUACUCAUGGUGCUUGCCAUUGGCACCCAAUUCGCACACAUGGCAGCAAGUCCUUUGAACGAUGCGGGCAGUGCCACCACCAAGACGAAUACACCAACCCUUCCCAGCGGUGCGGACUCAGAUGUCGGCGUGACCUUCUACCACAUGGCAUCGAAGCUGAUCCCCGACAUCAUCACCAUCGCUUCCAUGGAAAGUGUGCAAGCAUUCCUGUUGCUGGCGCAUUACGCCCUUCCUCUCGACACCCACGGGCUGGCUUAUACCUAUCUGGGGCUGAGCAUCAAGAUGGCGAUCCAGAAUGGCAUGCACAGGAGGUAUGCUGGGACAGACCUGGAUGCAUGGACCGUCGAAAUGAGGAAUCGUCUCUGGUGGACGGCAUAUACCGUCGAAAGGCGAGUGAGCGUGCUUCACGGCCGGCCUGUCUCUAUUGCACCGACAGAAGUGGACGCUGAGCUGCCCAAGGAUUUGACCGGGUUCAGGCAACAUGACGAAGUCUCAAAUUUCAGAAACAUGUCUGCUCUCAUAGACAUGACACUACGGCUGGGCGACGCCGCGAACGCAAUAACCCUCCUGCGAAGGUGUCCCAAGAACUUGCAGCCAACAUACUUUGAACGCAUCGUCGACAUAUGUCAAAGCCUUCGAGCCUGGUGGGCAAGCCUCCCGGCAGAGGUUCGGGACUCAUCUCCCUCAUCUCCCCUCUAUCGUUCCAACGUGCACUUACGACUUUGCCUCCAUCUCAAUGACAUCUUUGUCGGUCGACCGUUUAUCUUUGCACACACAAGCGGUACCUCUCCAGUUUCCGUGGACUCCACGUCGUUUGACAAAGCACCCGAAACCGAGCGGCCUCGGAACCGGGCAGCGCUCGUCGCACGGGCCGUCGAAGCUGCCAUAAAUGUCAUCAACCUGCUCCGCACCCUGCAUGAGACCACAGGCCUGGCUAGGUCGAGCUAUACCGAGUUCAGCUCUUGUCGUGCCGCACUACUUGUCAUGCUUGCACAAAGCGUUAACGGGCCCCAGACCCCUGCACUGAAGGAGGCUAUAGAGACCGGCAUGUCACUGAUCCGAGGCAUGGCAGCCGGAAAUGUCUCCACGCAGUCCGAGACCAGUGUCAUCGAGGCAUUGGAAAUCGCCGUCAGGAGACUGCACGAGAUGCAACAGGCGCAGGAUGUCAUCGAGGAGACUCCUGCGAGCAAGAGUGGCUACGAGCGUUUUCGGGAAUGGGCUUCCCUUUGGCCCGCUCCAGGCGAAGACCCCCGAGAAGAAGGGUCUCAAAGGAUGCCCAACCCAUCGCUGUCCUUCUCCGAUCCCAGGUUGAUGUCUCACUACACGGCGCACACGGCCUUUGGAGGGGGAGCAGUAGAGCGCUCGGCAUGGCAGCCUCCAAUAGCCGGUAUGGCAGAGCAUAGUCCUGAAUCCGCAAGGUGGCUGAACAUGGUCGAUCCCACCGGAAUGGGUAUGGAGGUGGAGCAGCUGGACGAACUUGGAUUUUUUGGCGGGUUUCCUGAGCUUGAAGCAUUAGAUGGCUGGCCUAGCCUCACUUGACGACAGAGCUUCCAGUUUGCUUCAAGUGGCGUUUAAAAGGCUGGGGAGGCUUUUCUUAGUCGUGUUUCUGGAUUCAACGAACAUGGACGUCAUGGACCUCGUUACCAUUAUUGUCCACAUCGAGUUUAAUGCAUUGGAAAUUUCUAC